AUGUCGUCAAAUAAUAAUAAUCGUAUAACUAGUUAUUUUGGAAGUGUUCAGAAAAAAUGUAAAUUACAAUCUAAUGAAGAUGGUACAAAAGAGUCAGAAACCAUUGCAAUCUCAAAUCCAACAAAUACGAAUUGUUUUGAUACAAGUGAGUUAAUUAAUCCAAUAGAAAUUGAAAAACUUCAUGAUAUUGAAUUAGAUAUUGGAAAUUUCAUAACUCAAACUAACGCCAUAAAUGAUUAUUCGAAAUCAGUCAUCCUUCAACGAAGUAAUGUUCCUAGUAAUGAUUUUCAAUAUCCAUUUUCAAUUCAUACUAAAAAAGGUAAAUCGGAAAAACGAUUUUUAAGAAAAAAUCACUUUGAAAAGUUUCCAUACAUUGAAUUUUCAAAAAUUAAGUCUGGUUUAUUUUGUAAGGUUUGUGUUUUGUUUUCAACUUCAAACAAAGGGGGUAUGCAUAAAACAGAGCAAUUAAAAAGCUUGGUUACUGAACCAGUAAUUAAAUUUGCAAAGCUAUUAGGAAAAGAUGGUAUUUUAGAAUUACACAAUAAUAAUGGUUAUCAUAAAGAUAAUAUACAACGAGCAAAUUACUUUUUGAAUACCUACAAUCAUCCUGAAAAAGAAGUUAUCAAUUUAGUAAAUGAUCAACACCAGCAAAAUAUACCGUUGCGUGGUCAUCGUGAUGAUGGUUUUAUUUAUCAAGAUGGGGGAAAAGUUGAUUCUGUCAUUAAUCAAGGAAACUUUAAAGAACUUCUUAAGUUUCGAAUUGAUGCUGGUGACCAUUUACUUAAAAAUCAUUUGAAAACUACUAGUGAAAGAGCUACUUACAUAAGUAAACUAACGCAAAAUGAAAUAAUCGAAUGUUGCAAACUAGAAAUAUUACAUUUAAUACUUUUAGAAGUAAAAGAAGCAAAAUAUUUUAGUAUUCUAUUUGAUGAGACCACAGACUUAUCUAACAUUUCUCAAAUGUGUUUAAUUAUUCGGUAUAUUUUACAUGGAAAAUCGUAUGAAAGAUUUUUAACAUUUAUCGAUUGUCAUAGCUAUGUUUAUAAUAAACGAAAACACCAACAAUUAGAUGUUCAUUUGGAAGACAACGAUGAACCUCAAGAAAUAUUAAAUAGUAAAUUGGAACCUAAAUUAACUGGAGAACUUUUGGGAAAUACAGUCGUAAAAUUAUUGCAAGAAUUAGAAUUAGAUUUAAAUUACUGUGUAGGCAUUGGGACCGAUGGCUGUUCCGUUAUGAUAUCUGCAGUCCGCGGCGCUGUCCAACAAAUUAGAAAAAUUGCUAAAAAUGCAAUACAUAGUCCUUGCUCAAAUCACGCCUUAAAUUUAAGUAUUUCAAAAUCGUCUACUGUACAAUCAAUCCGCAACUGUGUUGGAGAAUCAAUAAUUGAAAUUAUUGACACUUUAACCGAAAUAUCUGGAUGGCAGGAUAAUAUUUCUUCUUCGAAAGCUAAAAUGAUGAUAUCUGCUAUUUGUAAUUGUGAAUUUAUAUUUUCUCUUUUUUCAUUAUCAAAUUUACUACUAGCUGUUACUUUUCCGAUAAGUAAAAUUUUACAAGGCAAAGAUCAAGAUAUUGUUGCUGCAUCUGAAUGUAUCAAAGAUGUAUACUUAAUACUUGGACAAAAUCGUGAAAAAUGUGAAGAAAAAUUUCAAUCUAUGUUUAAGGAGUGUGAAUUAAUUCUAAACAAACUUGAUGUUGAUAUUAAAUUGCCCAGGAUUAUAGCACAUCAAAAACAUAGAGUUAAUGCUACAUCAUAA
Molecule: messenger RNA, 1755 nt
Organism: Rhopalosiphum maidis (corn leaf aphid)
Lineage: Eukaryota; Metazoa; Arthropoda; Insecta; Hemiptera; Aphididae
Exons: 3
Coding region: 1-1755 (584 amino acids)
Source: RefSeq, a predicted model, not a curated record